This is a messenger RNA of Emiliania huxleyi CCMP1516, 795 nucleotides long. RefSeq lists its product as hypothetical. The transcript has a single exon. Bases 1 to 795 code for a protein of 264 amino acids. The record is from RefSeq and is a predicted model, not a curated record. NCBI's taxonomy places the organism in Eukaryota, Haptophyta, Isochrysidales, Noelaerhabdaceae.
AUGUACGUAAGAGCCAAGUUAGAGAAAGAGAAGCGCGCCGGCGUUCCUGCCGAGUCAGUCUUGCGACAAAAAGCGCCCGUUUCGCGCGAAAAAACCUCGAGACCUCGAGCCUACCUCAACAACUUGUUGUCGCUCUACCAUGCUUGGACUUUUCAGCCGGCAGUCGAGGAGAUCACCGAGAUGGCCACCAGUGCUUCUCCGCAAGAGCACGUCCGCGCCGCCGUUUGCGCCAUCCGGACAACCCGCGCUAGAGCCAGCGUCGAAGACCUCGAAGGUAUGAAGCUGGAGUCCGCUCUAUUGUCGCUAUUGAUCGCCACCGGUUCCGGUGGUUGGGGUUCCAGCGCCUUCAGGCUCCCGGGUGACCUGCGCCAGCUCGAGGAGCUCCUCCUGCCGCAGUUCCAGAGCCGGCUCGGGGCCGAGCGCGGCCUCCUUGAGGCCAUCAGCAUGCCUGACGUCGCGUCCUUCCGCAAAGCCGUUCUCGCGUGCACCGACCCCACCGCCGUCGUGACCAGCAUCAAAACGCUGCCGACCGAAGAUUGCGCCGACGCGUUGCGCCGCGAGGCUGGCAAGGCGGCACGCUAUCAUCCGACAGACAGCCACCCGCGCGAUCAGGUGCGCUUGACAUGUGCGGCAUGCGGCAAGAAGUGCCAAAGUCCCGCCAGCAACCUCUUCAAGGCGUGUCCCUGCAUGCUAGUUGCCUACUGUGGCACGGACUGCCAAGCUGCGCACUGGAAGGCCCACAAGAAGGAGCACUUCCGCACGGUCGGCAGGGGUAGUCUGGCUACCGCGAUAUAG